Molecule: messenger RNA, 1024 nt
Organism: Onthophagus taurus
Lineage: Eukaryota; Metazoa; Arthropoda; Insecta; Coleoptera; Scarabaeidae
Gene: Gnmt
Product: Glycine N-methyltransferase
Biological process (GO): regulation of gluconeogenesis; protein homotetramerization; S-adenosylmethionine metabolic process
Cellular component (GO): cytosol
Molecular function (GO): identical protein binding; glycine binding; glycine N-methyltransferase activity
Source: RefSeq, a predicted model, not a curated record
GACGUGCUGAUAUAAAUACUUUGCUUAUAAAAAGAAAAACGCCGUUUAUGCAGGUUUCAUUUCAUCUUGUAAUUCGUUAAGUAAGACGAUGGCUGAUACGGUAUUUCGCGCGAGAUCUUUAGGAACCCCCGCUGAAGGAGUUCGCGAUCAAUAUGCUGAUGGAAAAGCCGCGAGAGUUUGGCAAGUUUUUAUUGGAGAUCAAAAAUCUCGUACACAAAAUUACAAGAAUUUCUUAUUAAAUUUGUUAAAGAAGAAAGGAUGUAAAAGAAUUUUAGAUGUUGCGUGUGGAACAGGAAUUGAUUCGGUUUGGUUACUUGAAGAAGGAUUUGAAGUGAUUUCCGUGGACGCUUCUGAUAAAAUGUUAAAAUAUGCGUUACAAACUCGUUGGGCACGAAGAAAGGAAGCGGCUUUUGACAAAUGGAUUAUUGAGGAAGCAAAUUGGUUAACACUUUAUGAUGACAUCCGCGAGCAUAUUGGGGGUGGAUUUGAUGCCGUGAUUUGUUUAGGAAAUUCUUUCGCCCACAUGAUGGAUUCUUACGGUGAUCAACGCGAACAAAAGCAAGCGUUAAAGAAUUUCGAAAAAUGCGUUAAACCCGGUGGCCUUUUAUUAAUCGACCAUAGAAAUUACGAUUAUAUCAUUAAUACGGGAAAAACACCAGCUAAAUGUUUAUAUUACAACAGCGCACAUAUGACUGAUAUUAAAACUUCAGUUUUAUUUGAAGCCGGUCGUCCUGCUAUGGUUAUGAUGGAUUAUUUAAUCAACGUUUCUGAACAAGAAAAAAAUAAGCCGAUUAAUGAAGAUGAUAUAAGUGAAUUUCGUUUAUCUUAUUAUCCCCAUCGAUUGGAAGUGUUUAAAGCGAUGCUAUUGGAGGCUUUUAACAAGAAAUGUAUUCAUAAUUUAUUCGGAGAUUUUAAGAAAUUAGAAGAAAUCGAAACUCCAAACUUUUAUAUACACGUCGUUGAAAAAUUGUAAAAAGAAGCGAUUGUAAAUAAGUUAUUUUUAAUAAAAACAAAUUUAACUUGA